CGAGGGGCAAUUCUUCAGAUUCCCCACCCCCUCGUUUGUUUUGCAAGAUUGUUAUUUGAUUUAGAACCCGUCAACCACAAGUCAACCACAAGUCAACCACAAUAUUUCAACCUAAUACCACAUACUACCCAGCUACCACUUACACUUCUACCCAAUAUUCUGGUUGCGCUCCCGUACAUACAUUUUACAUAGUAGAAGAGAUCGACCGUGCUCGUUUCCCUUAUCCGAAGAUCGCUAUCAUUUGUCGCGAAGGAGAAAGACAAAUAAAGGAAUCUCGACUCACCUUUUCAUCUAGCAAUAUCCAACAUGAGCUCCACCGAGAACACCGAACCCAAGGUCGGCGAGACCAAGCCUACCGAGAUGGCUGAGACCAAGCCUCUUACUUCUUCAUCCGUCUUCUCCAUGUUUGGCGGCGGCGCAAAGAAGGAGAAGAAGGAGGAUGAUGACCGUGGCGACGUUUCCGGUAGCGCCAAGGCCCAGCGCGAGGCCGCUGCCGCUGCGAAGGGUGACGACGAGGAGGAGGUGGCUCCCGAUUCAGAGGACGUCCACUUCGAGCCCGUCCACAAGCUCACCGAGAAAAUCAAGACGGUAACGCACGAGGAGUCCGAGGAGGAGAUAUUCAACAUGCGAUGCAAGAUGUUCAAGUUCACUCAAGAUGCCGAGGGCAAGGGUGAAUGGAAGGAGCGUGGUACUGGACCUCUCCGUCUAUUGAAGCACAAGGAGAACGGCAAGAUUCGUCUGGUUAUGCGACGAGACAAGACCCUCAAAGUUUGCGCCAACCACUAUAUUACCCCUGAGAUGACGAUCGCCCCUAUGUCUACCAGCGACCGUGCCUGGCUCUGGAAUGUGGGCGCUGAUGUUAGCGAGGGUGAACCUGAGGCUAUUACCGUUUCUGUUCGCGUAGCCAAUGCUGAGAAUGCUCAACUGUUUAAGGAAGCCUGGCUCAAGGCCCAAAAGGAGAACGAGGUGCUCUUUGCCCAGGCAGCCCAGGCCAAAACCGAGACAGAGGAAUCCGAGCCUAAGGCGGAGGAAAAGAAGGAGGAACCCGCUGCUUCCUCGUAAUGUACCGGUAUUUAUGGUGUCAAGGAUGGUGUUCGCCCGAAAUCCGUUGGGUGUUGUGGACUUCCAAUCACUCAUAUUCGCUGCAUGGUGGAUGUAUAGAGCAAGUGCUCCGUAGCGGAAGAUUUGGAAAGUAGGGCAUGUCCUUAAGGAUUUACAGAGCAGCGAAGGACGGUAAUGAUUAUGACGGGAGAUGAAGAGAGACGCUUAGAUAGUGUACGGGUGGAUCAAACACCAACUCCCCCAAUAACUUAGUCACGACACUUUGUCCCCUGCGAAACACUUCACAUUCACAAUGAAUACAACCCCGAUCCCCCCAAAAGAUACUACUGAUAUCGCGAAUAGAAGCGUAAAAAAGUUUGUAGAGCUGUUGAAGUGAUAUUAUACACCUAUGUAGGCUGACUUGUUAGAUAGAGCUUUGGAAAUAUCGAGAGACUAAUCUUAUAGAUAGAUACCUAUGUAAAAUAUUUAUACUGUAUAUUUAAAUAGUGGUCGAUUUAAGGUAAUGGCAUUCCGGGG
Daldinia loculata is the source of this 1578-nucleotide messenger RNA. RefSeq lists its product as uncharacterized. The coding region runs from base 307 to 1062 and encodes 251 amino acids. Gene Ontology annotation, cellular component: nuclear pore; cytoplasm. Lineage: Eukaryota; Fungi; Ascomycota; Sordariomycetes; Xylariales; Hypoxylaceae. The record is from RefSeq and is a predicted model, not a curated record. Gene Ontology annotation, biological process: nucleocytoplasmic transport. Gene Ontology annotation, molecular function: GTPase activator activity. The transcript has 5 exons.